Messenger RNA from Poecile atricapillus (Black-capped chickadee), 1833 nucleotides. RefSeq names its product protein spire homolog 1-like. The record is from RefSeq and is a predicted model, not a curated record. The transcript has 15 exons. Bases 1 to 1833 code for a protein of 610 amino acids. Gene Ontology annotation, cellular component: cell cortex; cytoplasmic vesicle membrane. Gene Ontology annotation, molecular function: actin binding. Lineage: Eukaryota; Metazoa; Chordata; Aves; Passeriformes; Paridae. Gene Ontology annotation, biological process: polar body extrusion after meiotic divisions; actin filament network formation; intracellular transport.
AUGGAGCCUCCAGGGUGUGAGCAGAGGAUAACAAAGGUCUCUCUAGCUGACCUUCUGAGGUGUUUUGAACAUCCUGUAAGCGAGGAGCAAGCCUGGGCUAUCUGCUUUCAGUGUUGCAGAAAAAUAGAGCAGGUGGCUCAGGGGCUGUGCACACCUCUCCGUUCUGUGUUCAUAAAAGGUUCUAGGAGCAUCUUUAUCCAUGCUGAUGGUACUGCUUCCUUCAAGGUCUACCACAAGUCUGAUGUAGGCAGCAUUCAGCAAUCAGAGGACAAGCUGUUGGAGUACUUGGGAGUGGUGAUCUAUGAAGCCCUGGACUGGGGAAUCGACAGCCAAGUGGAGCGAGAACUGAGCAAGCCUUUGGAGAAACUGCUGUGCCUCAUGUUGAAACUGAAUGACGAGGCAACAGAACCACCAGUCACCCUGCAGGAUGUUAUCAAGGCCUGUGAGGAGCACUUGUCCAGGCCUUCUGAGGCUACCAGCCAUUAUGAAAUGACCUGUAGGAGUCUGUUUACUGAAUAUGUAGAACUUCAAAAGCUUGUGACCAUCAUCCAGACCUCCAAAGAGAGACUGAGAAAAUUGGAUGUGGAAGAUUGGUUGGAAAAUCCCAUUCAAAAGAAGAAAACCCGUGGUGCAUCCCUGUGGCCCAAUGUCAUCUGUGAGCUGCAGACUGGUGUGAGGCUGCGCAAGGCCGCCGAGCGACCACAGCGUUGUGGGUCUCCAAAAGAACGUAUUCGCUCUCCCUAUGAGAUGCUUCUGGAUGACAUUCAGCAGAAGAGGUACACCCUGCGGAAGGUGACUAUCAAACAAAAGCACAGGGCCUCCAUAGUUGAUGUAGCUGCUCUCAAGCCUCAUCUAAAGCCGAUGUUGAAGGUGAAGCUGAAACAGCAUGUGCCACUGGAGCCCAGGUGGCAUGAACAGCUCAUGGCAGAAAUAAAACAACCACCAAAGCUUCGGGCAGCAGCACAGGAAAAGAGGAGCAGGCCCAAAGAAAUGCUUGAGGCAUCAAGUACUGCCUUGAACUCUCCAAACAACAAUUUCUUACAUCUCCAAGAUGCCAGUACUGAGUUUAAAAUUACCAGCACUAAAACACAGCAGCUGGGAGCAGGAGCUCAGGAAACCAUUCCCAAGCUGCCUGCCAGCACCUGCCUUCCCUCCACCAGGCUAUCAGGAGUAUCCUGCAUCAGCACAGGUCUCACUGCAAAUUGCAUGUCUCCUCCCAUGAGUGCACCCACACCAGGAGACAUUAAGCCUAAGUGUUUCCUGAGCACUGGCCAACAGCAGCUGCCUCCUUACAGAGGAAGGUCCAGAUCUUUAGAGAGAGGCCUUCAAAGCAAGCAGCUUGACUGUCCCAUUCCUACCAAGUGGCCAUCGCCAACCAUUGCUGAGCUGAUUGGAACCAGAUAUGCAAUGAUGGUGCUGGAAGGGCAAGGCCUAUUCCAAGGAGGUAGUGAUGGUGUCUUUCCAAGAGCAAAGAUCUGUUUCAGCUGCCAUAAGCAGAUGUUUCUUAAGUGGCCUUACAACUGUUACCUCUGCAGCAGGGUUGUCUGCUGUGACUGCUGUGUUAAGGCAAGUCUAGUCUUUACAACAGCAUAUGGGAUUUUUACAUUUUCUGCUUUCCCUCCUCCUCACUUAGUCAUAAGAAGCUUUCCCCCAUCCCACUGUGGCCAGGGGCCAGUGGCGGUGAAAGCCCUGUCGUGUCCCCUGUGCCCGAGGGACAUCUGCGCCUUCCUCAUCCCGGCUGAGCCGGGACACCUCCUGUCCGCCAGGGGACAGCCGCGGGCCGCGCCGCCCGGAGCCGCGGCGGCAAAAUGGGGCUCUCUCAAACAUAACUGA